AUGUUUUUCUCUCAGCUUUUACUGUUGUAUUUCGUUACAUCAGUUCACAGUAAAUACUGGUCACAAAACAUAUCAGAACUGUCCAGCCAUUAUAGUGUUGUUAAUACGUUCUAUCCUUUCCUGUCACAAACUGGAGCCGAUCCAUGGGUGUUUAAACAUCCAAUCAAUAAUUUAUACUAUGCUACAAAGUCCACUGGAAAUAAUGUUAUUAUCUGGCGAUCACGUUCCCUGAGUACACUUGACAUAGCGGAAAAUAAAGUCAUUUGGAUACCAAAUAACACAACAGCAUGUCGUGACAUUUGGGCACCUGAGCUUCAUCUGAUUCAGAAGAAAUGGUAUGUCUACUUUGCAGCGACCACUUGUGACGGGGAUAAUGCCCAUCAUCGAAUGUUUGUUUUGGAGAAUGAGAACGAAGAUCCAUUUGCAGGUGAAUUUGAAUUUCGAGGACAGUUGACCGACGCAACUAAUAAGUGGGCCAUCGACGGAACAGUAUUUGAACACCCCCUAACGAAUAAUCUUUACUUCGUCUGGUCAGGAUGGGAAGGUGAUGUGGAUGGCAUGCAAAUUCUUUACAUCGCUCACUUGUCCAGCCCGUAUACAGUUGACUCAAGACGUGUAGAAAUCGGUAGACCAACGUAUGCUUGGGAGAUCAAUCAUACGCCGUAUGUUAACGAAGGACCUGAAGUCAUUAUCCAUAAUCGCACUAUUAAUCUGGUGUUUUCUGCUUCGGGUAGUUGGACGAAUGAUUAUUGUAUGGGCUUAAUCACUGCUCAUACUGAUGCUGAUCUCAUGAAUCCAACAUCCUGGAUAAAACGAUCCAAUCCGAUCUUAAAAAGUGGAAAUGGUCUUUUUGGGCCAGGUCAUGGAAGUUUAACUAGCGAUAAUUGGCUUGUUUUUCACACUGCAGCAUACAAUGGCUCAGGAUGGACGCGACAGAUCAGAACUCAACCGUUUCAAUGGAACGAAACAGAUGGUACACCAAUUUUAGGCACAAUUCAAAAUCCAAAUAUAUCCAUUACCCUGCCUCAAGGUGAAAUGCAGCGUCAACGGUAUCAACUAGAUUCACCCACGUCAAAUCCAUCAUUUAGUAUUGAAGUCAAUAAUACCGGUUGGUACAUUAUCUCAGUGCAAGUUCGCUCAAAAAAAUUUAUGAAAGAUGUUCGCUAUCUCAUAACUAUCAACAGAAAAGAUUAUCAAACGAUUGAUGUCCUCUAUUCCGACAAUUGGAGUUCUAUUUUAGUUCCAGUAAAAUUUCAACAUGGACUGAAUACAGUAGCGUUUUCAGUUGUCGGUGCAGUCAUGGGCGAAAUAAAUUCAAUUGAUUUCUUUCCUCAAAUGUGA
Adineta ricciae is the source of this 1341-nucleotide messenger RNA. The record is from the annotation of a GenBank genome assembly. NCBI's taxonomy places the organism in Eukaryota, Metazoa, Rotifera, Eurotatoria, Adinetida, Adinetidae.